CUGCCCUGACUCGCUGAGCCGGGCGUCAGACACCAGCGACUCGAGACUAGUGCGCUACAACAGGAAGUUGUUAUCUUCAGCCAAACAACAUGGGAAAGCAGAGCGCCCAAACGUGACUCGGCCCUCCGUUGCACUGUACGCUCUCUCCCAUCAUUCAGGGACUGAUGGACGCUGCUCGGAGCAGCCUGCCCUGUUCCUCUGGACGGGACGAGCCGCCGCGAGAAGGGACAGCGGGGCCGUCGGAGUCCCCCGUGCACCUGUUCACCAUGCAGGACGUCCUGUCCGACAUCCAGGGGAUGGUGGAACGGAGCCAUAUUAUCAACAGGGCACCACACAUGGAUUUAACUUGCCUGAAGUCGUGUUCUGGUGAAUCAGAGAUCCAUUUGACGCGGACCAUUUCCAGGGCUCUGGGAUGCCGGUACCAGCCAGCCCAGCUCAAUGUACCGGCCAUGCUCAAACAACUGGAGGAGGCAAAGGACUAUAGGCGCUGUGUGCAGGGGCAAGUGGCGGACAUGAGGCGUGCGAGCGCAUGCAGGACGAGCCGAGACCCGGAACCCUUGGGGACCGCGGAGGAGCAAUGGAGCAUGGCUCUGCUGGAUGCCGCUGCCACAGUGCAGGUCAAGGCAGCACAGCUGGAACAGGUCACCCUGUAUCACAACCAGAUGGAAGACAUCAGGUCGUUCCUAAAGAGGCUCACUGGGGAAAUGGCGAAGCUGAGCUUAGAUGCUUUAGGUAGCAGCUCCGUCCAAGCCGAAAAGAUCAGUGCUCUUUUGCAAACGAUGGAGCAGAAGAAAGACAUGAUCACGGAGCUGCUCCAUUCAAGUAGUGAACUUUCACCCCAUUUGAGGGAGGCUGAAAGUUCAGGUGUUCUUCUUGCCCAACUCGGGUAUCUCCAGGAAGAAUGGAGACUUCUGGAAGGCACGUUUAAAAGAGCUCUCAGGCAUGCCUCCGCAUCCUUCUCUCAGUCGUCUCAUCUUUUGAAAAUGGCCCAGCAUCUGCAUGGCAGGGUAACAACUCUCCAGAAGACUUGCGCUGGCCUGCAAUCCUCAGAGGAAAGCCAUGGCAGCCCAUGCAGCCUGAUUCUACAACUGACCUGCCUGAAGGCCGACAUAAAAAUACACAAUCAGCAUUCUCUCCAUAUUCAAUCACAGUCAGAUACCUUAUGCCAAUUUUCUUUGGGUCGGAAGGAGAAGGAUGAGAUGGGGUGUGUUCUACAGGAGUUGCAAUGCUCACUGAAUGUCACAAAGAGGCAGCUUGAGGAUCUCAAACCUGGUAUAGGUGGGACUCCAUUACCUGAACACCUCAUGCUGUUGGAGGAUUUGGCUACAUCUGCCAAACACGCAGAAAACCAAGUCGCAAUGGGGCAAACUUUACCCCUUUUCCCUGAAGAGGCCCAAAUCCAAAUUGGGGAAAUGCGGAAACUGCGAUCCAAAACUUUAUCCAAACAAUUACAAUUGAAGUAUUUGGCCAUUGGUAUUGAUAAAAAUAACUCUGAUGUUUUGAACUCAGUAAAGAUGGUAGAAGAUCUGUAUGAAGCCUUCGAUGAAAGCUCAGCUCAUUUCCUGGAGCAUGCAGAGAAAAGCCUGCAGGAAAGGGAGGAUCUAUUCCACAAGCUUACUAGCUUUGACACCUGGCAAGCAGACAAACACAUCUCCAAAAACCCUCGCAUUCAUAUUGAGAAUGCUUCAAAAGUUGAAAUGGUAGAGUUAAAGAGACAGCUAGGUGUUCACAAAUUGGCCACAGACAAGAUUGAAAAACAAAUGGCCAAGGUAGCCAUUUUGAUAGAGAACUGUAGGAAAACUGCCAUAGAGUUGAAUCCUGCUGAGGCCAGAUAUCUUAUUAACAGGCUCUCAGGGCUCUGGACGGAAUUUGAUGGACUGGUGGCUCAUGAGCGUGUAAGUAGCUGGGAGUUAGAAGAGCUUAUUCACGAGCGUACCUCUUCUAAUGAGGAACUAGCAAGCAUCCAAGCUAGCCUAAAGAAGAUAUCUGCAGAUCUUGAUGGCCAAAGCUUCCCUUUGACGGCAGAAGCCAUCUCUGCAGCUAAGCGGAUGACACAUAUGCUAAUGGAGCAUCAGUUCCAAGUGCAGGAACUUCAGCACUGCCACGAGGCGAAGCGAAGCUCAAUGAUGUGUGACAUUGGUGAGCUUCAAGACAGAUGUAAAACUCUAACUGUCCAUGCCAUGGAGCAGGAAAAGUAUUUUCACCUCCUGAAAGAAAUGGACAAAUCCCGGCACAUUGCUGAAGGUCAAAUCCAGUGUUCAUUCACCCAAGCUGCAAGCUUGGGUGAAAGAUUCAGACUUUGCCAAACUCUUUUAGUUGAACUUCCCCUAGUGAAGACACAGUGCCAAGAAGCGGCUGACCAAUUGGAAGUCAUAGCUCAAAACCUGAACGCUUCAGAGCUCCAAUCAGAGAGGCAGAGGAUUCUGCACACGGUGGAAUCCCUGGUGGCCUGGGAGCACGCUGUGACGGAGAACGUCCAUAACUUAGAGGGCAAACUUCUGGAAGAUCUCCGUCUCUGCACCGAGCUUCCCAAUAUGACAGACCAUGUCCGAAGAACCAAACAGGACCUAUUGGAGGUUGAACCAGUGAACCCAGAGGAGAAGGCCAUUGAUGCUGCAUUACAAAGGUUUUGGGUUAUUCUGAGAAACCUGGAGUCUUGGAUGCGGGUGGUCGAAUCUUUGGGGCGGAAAGAAAAGUGUAACCUCAGGACCCUUGAAGAACUGAAAUCCCUAACAGAUGCAUGUAUGCAUGACUGCCAUUCAAAGAUGGAGGACUUGGCCCAUGCUCGAGAGGCCCUUAAGGACUACCACUGGGCUGCUCAGGGGGCCCUGUCCUUCCUCCACAACGCCGAAGCUACCUUCUUGUCAGCGCCUGGUGGGUUUUUGGACUGUGCCGAGGAACAAAAAGAGACCCAGGAGGCUCUCGCCUCACUCAAGGAUGUCCUGCAGGCUCACAUUAGCCAUCUAGUGGAACUGGUGCCCAAACACCCCUGUCUCUCAAGCCAGAAGACAGAGCAGCUCCAUAUUGGGGUUCUGAGCCACCUGUUGGUGGGCAGAGCCAUACUCGAGGCACAAGCACAGCUCAGACUGGAGGCCCUGGAGAGGUGUGCAAGAACACAACAGAGUCACUGGAUGUGUCACAAACAAUUACGACAGCUUCUGUCCAGCUUUGAGGCAAGUCUGUCUGAGUGUUGCUCCGAGCGAGUGACCUCCUACGUCCAGUGUGAUGCCCAGCAAAACAGAGCUAAGUCCCUGAUGGGGGAGCUGCACAGCCUGGCUGGGCAGCUAGAGGACCUGCGGGCCGGCUGUCCCAUGCAGGGCUGCAGGGCGGGCAAGGAGGGGGAGCUGAGCGCCCUCUGGAGACACUGGGCACUGCUGUGUCGGGGGGUGGGCCUCCUGCUGGCCCACUCGGAGCAGAGGAGAGCCGAGUGGGGGGACAUCAACACCAGCAUGGAGCAACGCUGUAGCUCCUUGGCGAGGCAUCAGGCAGAGCUUCCUGAUCCCUCCUCCACCGGGGCCCCCGGCGCUCAGCCGGACGCCAACGAGUCAUUAUCCCCGGCAAAGAUGCACCCGGCUGGCUUGGAGCAGGGGCAGCGGUCCUUCACCUCCCUGGAGCACCGUCUGCAGCACGCCCUCAGCCUUUCUGGGCCACAGGACCCCGGCUGCGCCGGGCCCUUGGGCCAACCACUGAAGGAGGUCCAGGGGAGUGUGAAAAGCUUGACAGAAACAAACAUGCUGGUGGUGCGAGCAGCCCUCGCUGAAGAGCAGGUGAUGCGGCGGUCCCAGGAGGAGAUACGGGAGGUGGAGGAACGGGUGGAGGCAUUGCUCCUCCCUCUGGAAUCCUGUUUCAACCUGCAGCAGGGAGAGAUGGGACACGUAAAGGACGCCAGGCAGGUCUUAGCUUUGCAGAGGGCUAAACUCUGCAGGGUCGGUGAGGAGCUGGGCAGCAGGUACCCAGAGGUGCCUGCAGACAUUGGCCGACGGCUCGGUGAAGCCCAGCACGCCGUUCGGACAGCGGAGGAGAAGCUCUUGGAGAGGAGCGACCCGUUCCAUAAGCUGAGCAGCAGUGCGCUGGAGGUCAGCGUCGCCCUGGAGGCGCUGAAGACGCUGCUGGACACCAGAAGUCCUUCCUUCCCCGAAGCUCAAGACAAGCUCAAGCACGUGUGGGACGAGCUGGACGCGUGGCACAGCCGGCUGGGGGUCCUGGAGAGCGAGGCCCAGGACCUGGCAGAGGAGCGCCCCCAGCAGGGCCACCUCCUCAUGGACCGGCUCAGCGGGCCCCUGCAGCUCUACCAGGACACGGCCCAGCUGGCCGAGCAGCGCACCGCCUUCCUGGCCCGGAUUCCGGCCUUCCUUCAGGAGUUUGAGGACAUCCUGCACAGCGCCACCUGUUGGCUCGGGGACGCUCAGUCGUGGAUCAGUGCUCCCUGUACUUACUCUACAGCCAGGAGCCUCCACAGCCAUGCCAAGUCCCUCCAGCUGGUCCUUGAAGACUCGGAGAGGACCAGAGCCACCCUUGGGAGCUUGGGGCUGCUGUUCCAGGUGAUGUCUGCGGUCUGGGACACCAGAGCGCUGGAGCAGAGGCUGGCCUGGACAGAACGCCAGGUGGAGGGCAUGCAGCACAAUGUGUACGAGCCCAUGGAGCAGCUCCUGCACAUUGCCACAGAAAUUGAUGCCAUGGAAUUAGAGGUGAAGACUAUGGAAAAGAAUGCGACGAAGAUCAGAUCCAUUUUAACCACCAUGGGCAGCAGGAACAUCUCAGAGGCAGAGUGCCUCGAAAGCCGACAGGUGAUCCUGGACAACCUACAGUCCAUGCGGGGGACCCUGGAGGAGAUUGAGCAGUGCAAGGGCGAGCUGCAGCUCCCAGCAGGGGCGCUGGACACGCUCACCGUCUUCCCCAGGGCACAGCUCAUGCUGCAGUCCCUCCAGGAGCUGCAGGAGUGGACCCAGCGGCAGGGCACGCUGCAGGAGGACCCUGUUGAGGUACUCAGCUCUGAGGAAGAGGAGGGUGAGGGCGUGGAGCAGCGGUACCACUCGUCCUCCUCUGAAACCCUCACAUGCAGUCUCCCAGAGGACCCCGAAGAGAGCUUUAUUCAACUACAGGAUAUGGAGACAGAUGCAGACACUGCCCGAUGCCUUGGAGACGCUAAGGAUAUUCCUGGAACUCAACCACUCCAAGACGAGCCGGCUCCUUGGAGUGUGGCCUGGCAGCCUUGGCCUGAAGCAGAGCAGAUCUUAACCACCACCACGCGGGACGUGUCCUGGCCUGCGAUGGUUGGUGCUGAUAGAGCAGCGUCAGGGGAAGAAACUGGAUUACCGCUGGCUAUUGAACCCAGGCUUGUGUCCAACACAGAGACCAGUCUUGCUGCUAUGUCGAACCCCGCCAUGGUGUCAGAUGAGCACAGACACUCGCCGUACAUCGAUGAGACGUGUCAACGCGUAGAUCCACAGCAUUCUUUGGCAGUUGAUGCAACAGGGUUUCUUGCCGCAAGAACUCCAAAUGCCUUCACAGCCAGAGGACCAUCCAUGAGCGCAUCACGGAACAGGCCCGAACGUCUCACUGGAUCGUUGACCUCUCACCAAGACUUGGUGACCCAGGAUGAGGUUAUUGAUCCCAGAGCAGACAUUAAGGCCGGGGCCACUCUGGGCAGUGUGGUGGAUGUAGAAGAUAUCACAAAGACACAAACCCAUGAUGCAAUGCAGGACCAUAAACCAGGGAUGUCCAAUGAUGACGAAGAAGAAGCACAACGAGAAGAAGACGAGCAAAAGCGAAACCCUGUCUCUGCCGAGAUCUCUCACAACCUCACAGCUGUGAUCCGCAGCAGAAACAGAGAGGAUGUGGAACAGGUCGAGGAGAGGCGAGAGGAGACAGGUGUGCCACAGGAAUCCCAGGAGGCUACAAUUAUGCUUCAGGAAUUUGUCUGUACAAUGGAAAGAGAGAUUGGUAUGAGGCACACAGACAGCUUGCUUUGGUUGGUGGAGGACUUUGACAUUGGACGGAGUGAACCACACCCCACUCUCAAGUCUGUGCCUAGUUUGGAGUGGCUCGAGGGGACCUCCGAAAUGGCCCCUGAGGAACAGUCUGAGCUACGGCGGAUUUCCAGCUCGUUCCUGCACAGAUUAACAUGCUUAUUAGACCUGGGCGACGGACGCACGAGAGCAUGGCAGACUGGCCACGGACAAAGUCUGCAUCUCCCCUCCAGAAGCAAAUUCUUGCGGGUUCUGGGGACCCAGUUGGCCGUGGCGCAGCAUGUGUUCCAGCGAGAGCCACAGGCCCUGGAGGGUACUGAGGAGGAGGCUGUCUGGGCCCGGCUGGAGCUCAGGGCCAGAGCGGUGCUGCAACACGCGCUGGAUCAGGAAGUCACAUCGCAAAGCACACUUCAGGCCAGCAGCGAGUGGGAGGGGGGGCGUGGCCGGAUGGGCGCGCUGCUGGAGGAGUUGGACGGCGUGGCGAGCGCGGGACCGCCGGAGGGGGGGGGGGACGGCGACUCGGAGCUGUACCUUGUGGAGCAUGUGCGGACACGACUCGGAGCCUGCCAGGACGUGCUAGUCCAGCUCGAGCAGAGCAGGGCGGCCUUGGGCUGUCUGCUAGACCAGAGACAGCUAUUGGUGCUUCCGCCGCCAACCGACGCAGAAGGCAGUACCUCAGUCGGCCCAACAGGGGGAGCUCUGGAGCUGCAGUGGCGGAGCAUCCACAGGCGGACAGAGCAGGAGAUCAGGCGUUGCCAGGAGAUUCAGCGGAGCUGGGCCAGACUGCAGAGCGAGAGCCAAUCUCUGGGGGAGUGGCUGGCGGGGGUCCGAGGGCCACUGGAGACGUGGUGUGGGCUGGCCGACAGCGCUGCAGGGGGGAAGGAGAGCAACGUUCACAGCCACCUCACCCAGCUCCUGGAUUUCUCCAUGGAGGUGGAGGCCAGGGCGGCUCAGAAGGCAUCUAUAGCCAGGGAAGGAGCUCUCCUCCUGGGCUUGAGGGAGGCAGACAGUCCCUGGCUGCGUGGUCUGCUCAGUGCGCUGGAAGUCACCUGGAGCCAGCAUACAUCUGACCUGGACAAGGCCCAGGAACGGCUGCAUCAGCUGGUCGUGGUUGUCUGGCCCCCGUCGGAGCUGCUCUCUGACCUGCGGGGCUGGGUGGAGAAGGUGGAGAACAGGCUUGGGGAGGAAAGGGUGAAAGCCUUCCAGGCCACAGAUGCCUCCCAGCUGGCCGACACCCUACAGCACCUCCAGGAGCUGAAUGUGGGCGUGAGCUGUGGUCAGGUGCUCCUGGACUUCCUGUGGCAGUCUGCGCCGCCAAAAGCAGAUCCGGCAGACAUCUGCGUGUUCAGUUGGGAACGCACUCUCUUCGCCGAGACGAUCGGCGAACUCAGCUCGAGCUGGGCGUGCCUACAGGGCGAGCUAAUGAGUCAGAUCCGCUUGGUGGGAGAUAUGCAUGACAUGUGCGCCCACAGAAAAAUGCGAUUGGAGCGUAUUGGCGACUGGCUCGCACGUCAAGCUGCCGAGUUGGAGCGCUGGGAUCGCCCCGCCAGCCAAACCGAGGCUCGCAAGGCCCUGCUCGAAUGCCAGGCCAUUGAGGGGAGAGAAAAGGAGGUGAGGGCAACAGUGCAGGAGCUGCAGGAGCUGCAGGAGCUGCGUGCUUGUGAGCCGGAGGACCCCCAGCAGGAGCAAGAGACACAGCAGAGGCAGGAGAAUCCCAGGGACAGUGUGUUUGCUUCGCGGGUAGAGGGCGCCACUCAAGCCUGCAUGGCGCUGACCCAGAAGGCGGAGGCUCUUCGACCAGCUCUAGAACGCAUCCUGGUUGAGUGGAGUCAAUUGGAGACAGAUUUGAGCGAAGUCUCCCUCUACACCACCAGGCUGCGCUGUGCCCUGCAGCAGCUGCUGCACACACCUGCAUUCUCACCCAAGCAAGUCCAGAAGCAGUUGGAGGAGCUUAAGCAACUGCAGGAGGGUGCUGGGAAAGGGGGCAAGCUGUGUGCAGCAGUGGACCAAUCAUAUCAGGCUCUGGAAGGAAAAGUCAAUGACCUCACAGCCAGGUUACUCAAAGAGCGGAUUGAAGGAGAGCAAAGAAGAUGGGAGGAGGCGAGGCUGGAGGUGGUGGCGGCCGUCCGGGGGACUGACCAGAGGCUGGCCCUGUGGCAGGGCUACGUGCAGCAGCGCAACAGCUGCACUCUGGCUCUGCAGCAGGCGCGGCUCCAGUGGGAGGAGCCCCGGAAGGCCCCUCCCGCCCCACAUCGGGUUGCACACACCAGUGGGGGCUCCACCGAGGACUUCAUUGAGGACUUGCAACGCAGCGGAGGGGAUAUGGCGGCGGCCGCUCGGCCUUUGAUCGCACUACUAGAACCCCUGGCAGCCAAUCAGAUACAGGCUGAGGUUGCAGUGUUGUCAGGUGACAUCCUGCUCGUGGUCCAAGCAGUAUCCAGAGAGGAGGCCCGCCGGCAGGAGGAUUUGGAGCUCCACCAGAGAUUUUGUCGGGGUUUGGAAGCGGUCGAGCUGCAGACACAGGAACUGGCGAACGGGCCAACCCCAGGAGCACGUCACCUGGAGUCCGCUCAGAAGACCGUGCAGGAUCUCAGCGGCCUGUGCCUGCCCCUCAUGGAGCUGAGUGAGCUGAGUGGCCGAGGUCCGACGGGCCGUGGCGAAGGGGAGCGACUGGGAGUGCUCUGGAGACAAUGGGCCGAGGGCCUGACUCACGCGGCUGACGUAUACCAGGAGAUGACCAUAGCAUCCUGUAGUUCACAGAGCUUUCAGCAGAAGUCUGAUAGGUUAGCGAUCAUCCAGGGAGCAGUCAAGGAAGCCUUGGGGACCAGAGACACUGGAAGAUCCUCCAGCCUUCUGAAGAGGCUGGCUACACAUCAGAGGCUUGGCGUUGAACUGGUAACUGGCCAGUGGCUCCUGGGGGCCCUUUUCAGGGACUCUGUCGGCCUCCAGACAAACACCACAGAAGAAGAAAGGGCGGAGCUCCUGACCAGCCUGGCCCGGCUGAGGGAGGGCUGGCAGCGUGGCUGUGUGGCCGGGGCUGCAGAGCGCAGGGCCCGGCUGGGGGAGGAGCUCUCCCUCUGGAGGGGCUACCAGCAGCGGUCCCGGCUGCUCUGGAGGGUCCUGAGGUCCCCCCAGCCCGACCCCGGCGGGGGGACGCCCUGCACGCUGCGGCGGCUACGGCGCGCCCACGACGGCUACAAGCGGCUGGAGGACACCAUGGCCACACACGGCUCUGUUUACGGGCAGACCCUCGAGGUGGGAAGGAGGCUGUGUGCGUCCACGGCAACAUCCACAGAGCCCGCUGAUCACGGACAACUGUUCCAAGAGCUCCGGUGUCUGGAGGAGGCGUGGGAGCCGGCCAGCACCCUGCUGGGAAGGAGAACGGCCCUGGUGAACACUGCGCUUCAGGAAUGGUCGCUGUUUGGGGACAAGUUGGUCGUCUGUGGGCGUCAGCUUGAUGACCUGACGCUGAGCCUGGAGCAGCCAAUAGGGAGCGAGGAUCCUGAGGUGGUGGAGAGGCUGCUCAGGGUGAGUUGUGUGUUUGUGUUUGUGUCUUCCCUGUAUGGGAGUGUGUGUCUGCCUGCAUGGGAGUGUGCAGCCACACCCAGCCCCAGAGUCCACUCAGUCUGCCUCGGCCAGGUGGGGCGGCUGAAACCAGCCAUCAUCCACACCUACGCAAUAAACGUCUAA
Molecule: messenger RNA, 9659 nt
Organism: Gadus macrocephalus (Pacific cod)
Lineage: Eukaryota; Metazoa; Chordata; Actinopteri; Gadiformes; Gadidae
Exons: 46
Coding region: 165-9659 (3164 amino acids)
Source: RefSeq, a predicted model, not a curated record